AUGGAGAUAUCAUCGACCAAAUGGCUUUCUGAACUGGAAAUGGAUGAUUUCGAGUACAUCCAGCAAUGCGACAUGAACACUCUUGAUGAUGGGUUUGCCACCGCAAUGCGAGAGAACUUUCAACAAUCUCUCUCUUCUGAAAGUCACUCUUCUUACCCUGCUUUCAAUACCAAAACCACAAUCACCACCAACACCUUUAGUAAUUCUUCUAUAUCUCAGAACAGUUUUGAGAGGCCAGCCAAACAGACGAAGACGAACAAUUGGAACUCUGGCAUCGCAGAGCAUGGUUCAAUACCAAAACCUUCUUCCUCCUCCCAUAUUCUUUCAUUUUGGAACUCAAAUUCGUUGCCAGCAGACUCUAAGCAGUUCUUUAGAACUCUCGACUCUUCUUUGAAGCCGAAGGAUGAGGUUGUUUGUCAAGUAAACAAACACGUACAUUUGAUUUCCAAGGGUUCCGCAGAGAACCAAGACCAUGGGACUCAGAAAACCAACUCAAUGACUAGAACACCCUCAAAUGCUCAAGAUCACAUAAUGGCAGAGAGAAAGCGUAGAGAAAAGCUCAGCCAACGGUUCAUAGCUCUUUCAGCCAUUGUUCCUGGCCUUAAGAAGAUGGACAAAGCUUCUGUUCUUGGGGAUGCUAUCACGUACGUGAAAGAGCUUCAAGCACGUGUAAACUUGCUGGAGGAACAGACGAAGAAGAGAACUGUGGAAUCUUUUGUUUACGUGAAGAAGGCUCAGCUCUCUGCUGAUGAUGACACCUCUUCAUGUGACGAGAACUUCCAUGGCCGCUCAGACGAAGCAGCACUCCCCGAAAUAGAAGCAAGAAUUUCAGAGAAGGAUGUACUUAUCCGAAUCCACUGCGAGAAAAACAAAGGAGCUGUAGUGAGAACACUAUGCGAAAUAGAGAAGCUUCAUCUAUCUGUUGUCAAUAGCAGUGUCUUGCCAUUUGGGAACUCCAUACUUGACAUGACCGUGAUUGCUCGGAUGGACAAUGAGUUCGACUUGACAGCAAAGGAUAUAGUGAAAUGCCUACGUUUGGCUGUAUAAUUAAAUUACAUGUAAAUUCAACAUGGUAGAACAAGAUCAUCAUGAGUUCAUGCAUUGAAGACCGCAUUCUAAUUUGAAGCUAAACAUCAAGCUCUGGAAAAGAGA
This is a messenger RNA of Juglans regia (Persian walnut), 1152 nucleotides long. RefSeq names its product transcription factor bHLH25-like. The coding region runs from base 1 to 1047 and encodes 348 amino acids. The record is from RefSeq and is a predicted model, not a curated record. Lineage: Eukaryota; Viridiplantae; Streptophyta; Magnoliopsida; Fagales; Juglandaceae. The transcript is spliced from 4 exons. Gene Ontology annotation, molecular function: protein dimerization activity.